AACACUUUCUUCUUCUCCAAAUCAAAUUGUCGGAUCAUUCUCUCUCUAUUGAAAAAUGUCAGGCCGAGGUAAGGGAGGCAAGGGGUUGGGAAAGGGAGGUGCUAAAAGGCAUCGUAAGGUUCUUAGAGACAACAUCCAAGGUAUUACGAAGCCAGCCAUUCGUCGUCUGGCCAGAAGAGGUGGAGUCAAGCGAAUCUCUGGUCUGAUCUAUGAGGAGACAAGAGGGGUACUAAAGAUCUUCCUUGAGAAUGUUAUCCGUGAUGCUGUCACUUACACUGAGCACGCUCGCAGGAAGACUGUCACCGCCAUGGAUGUGGUUUACGCCCUUAAGAGACAGGGCAGAACCCUAUACGGUUUCGGCGGCUAGGGUUUUAACCCUUUUAGUUUCACGUGAAUUGUUUCAUUAUGUUCCUUAUCUGUCGAUUUAGUUCUAGUGCGUCUUCUAUAAACUAAAUGUUAUCAAGAUUUAAUUGAUGCCCCACAUUAAAUCUUGGAGAAUUGAUGUCGAUGUAGAAGUAGAUUGAUGGGUUUUAAUCUUCUAUGGCCAAUACAGCCAUUAAUCGCUGAAUCCAUGCCUAUAGUUUUCUUGUUCUUCCAUUCAUCAAUUGUUGCUAAUUUGACAUCAUUUUGUCGA
This is a messenger RNA of Impatiens glandulifera, 634 nucleotides long. Its product is annotated as histone H4. NCBI's taxonomy places the organism in Eukaryota, Viridiplantae, Streptophyta, Magnoliopsida, Ericales, Balsaminaceae. The coding region runs from base 56 to 367 and encodes 103 amino acids. The transcript has a single exon. Gene Ontology annotation, cellular component: nucleosome. Gene Ontology annotation, biological process: nucleosome assembly. Gene Ontology annotation, molecular function: DNA binding; protein heterodimerization activity; structural constituent of chromatin. The record is from RefSeq and is a predicted model, not a curated record.